GGUCGCUUGGGCUGGUUGUGCUGCAUUAUCUGUCUACUGUUCGCCAUUUUCGGCCUAAGGAUUAUGAAUCCCCCUUUGGAAAGUCCCUUGCGUGGAGCUUUCAAUGCUUCUGCGCCAACUGUGUGGUGCCUUGGGUUGGCUUGGAUUGUGUACUCGUCCAUGGCGGGAUGUGGUGGCCCGGUGACAAAGUUUCUCUCCUGUAGUAUAUUUGCACCACUCAGCAAGCUUGUGUUUGCAGUAUAUCUUACGCAUCAACCCCUGCAGUAUCUCUUCUAUGCUUCACGACAGGAAAGCUUCGACUACAAUUAUUUUCUUAUG
This is a messenger RNA of Rhipicephalus microplus (southern cattle tick), 318 nucleotides long. RefSeq names its product nose resistant to fluoxetine protein 6. Lineage: Eukaryota; Metazoa; Arthropoda; Arachnida; Ixodida; Ixodidae. Gene Ontology annotation, molecular function: acyltransferase activity, transferring groups other than amino-acyl groups. The record is from RefSeq and is a predicted model, not a curated record.